Molecule: messenger RNA, 3193 nt
Organism: Ctenopharyngodon idella (grass carp)
Lineage: Eukaryota; Metazoa; Chordata; Actinopteri; Cypriniformes; Xenocyprididae
Gene: ky
Product: kyphoscoliosis peptidase
Exons: 7
Coding region: 88-2649 (853 amino acids)
Source: RefSeq, a predicted model, not a curated record
AAUAGAUAUAGACAGACCCCUGCAAUAGAAAACAAAACUUGGAUAAAUCUGCUACUACCAACACUUCUUCUGAAAGUGACAGAAGGUAUGAGUUUCACAACUGCAAAAGCUCAAGCUGAUCAGCAACCAAUCACAACAAAAAACAGCAACCGAGGCCACCAACCAGAAGAAACUGCCACAGACUCAAACAAUGACACACAGAAACAAAACUUCGAUUUGAAAGUUGAAGAUGGUGUGGUGAAAUACAAACUUCAAAAUGUAUCUGGAAGCCAAGAGACCGGCAUGAGGGAUAAGAACAGCACCAAAGUCUGUUUGACUAUUAAGAGCCACCGAGGAAGUUCACAGUCAGUGGAGCAAAAUGACCCAAAGCCCUUAACAAUUGUACCGAUACAAGAAAAUGCUGUUUCACAUAAGGUACUGUUGGAGAACUAUGAAGGGAAGUUAUGUGAGGAACAACGGCCGAGCACAAAGCGCCAACUGUCCGCCGAGAGCGCGGCGAAGUCAGUGAGCGUAAGAAAGAGGAGCACUGUGAAAAAGAGCCAAGAGGAGAUUGUGAAACCCCUCUCAGUUGCCAGCCCUGGCACGCAAUCUGGGAGACCUUAUCUACCUGCAGUCUCCUCCUCUCAGAGGAAACCCAGAAAAUUGCUGUUCCCCAGCACUGAUAUUUUCAACAAAGUAGACACAUUCUCAAUCAAGAAAGGAAAAGAGCUGAGGGAGCUGGAAGUAUUUGAUGCUCAGAAGAUUGCGUGUGCAGUCACUGAGGGAUGCAGAAAUGAUCUGGAAAAACUCAGGGCCAUAUGGAUCUGGCUAUGCCAUAAUAUUGAGUAUGAUUUAGAGGGAUACCUUGGUCUUUCUCAGAAGAUUUGCUCAUCUGAUGAGGUCAUCAGGCAGGGAAAGGGUGUAUGUAGUGGAUACUCCGGUCUCUGUGUGGAAAUGUGCAGGGAGGUGGGUAUUGAGUGUGUGGAGGUGAGUGGGUACAGCAAAGGCGUUGGAUACCAGGCAAGGCACAGUUUAGCUGAGAAGCGUUCCGAUCAUGAGUGGAAUGCUGUCUUCGUGGGGGGUCAGUGGUGGCUGCUUGAUGCUUGCUGGGGCGCUGGCACUGUGGAUAUGAAAAGCAAAACAUUUGUGAAGAGGUAUGAUGACUUUUAUUUCCUGACUGAACCCAGUGAGUUCAUAAACUCACAUUUCCCUGAUGACCAGACCUGGCAACUACUCACCACACCUAUCUCUAUGGAAGAGUUUGAAAUGAGACCCUUGAAGACCUCAGCAUUUUAUCAGUUUGGAUUGACUCUCACACAACCUACACAAUAUAAAAUAAUCACAGAUGACGGGGAAGCAGUUGUGUCUGUGAGAUCCUCAAGACCAUUGACCUUUUCGUAUGAGAUGAGGCAGCAGGAUCCCCAGACAGGAGCUCUAAAGCAGGAGGAGGUUGACAGCUCCUGUGGUCUCCUGUCAGUUACUCAACAAGGGAUGAAGCUGCGAUUACUGCCCCCAGAGCCUGGGGCCUAUGAGGUGAAACUGUUUGCCCGGCGAGAGGGUGAAUCUGGUGUUCUGCGGUGGGUUUGCUCUCUCGAGCUGGAGUGCCCUAGUAUCCAGAAGAGGCAGGCCCUACCUGAUAAUCCCUACCUAAACUGGGGCCUGGCAGCAGGGGCAUCGGCACUAGGUGUCAAGGAUUGCAGCCUCGCUGGAGAAGAGGCUGUGGAGGUGGGUGAGGGUGGCGAGUGCAAGGUGAUCCUACACACAUCACGACCUCUGAUGAUGGUCUGUGAACUCGCGCACCACGAGCUCGACGCCACUACGGCCAAGCGCUGCCUUGCGUCGCAAAUCACAGCAGAGCAGCUGGUGUGCAACGUCAUGUGCUUGUACAAAGGAUUUUACCGGCUGUCCGUAUUUGUGCAGGAUUACGAUAGUGGAAGUGGGACUUUUCAAAACGCCGGGAACUACCUGCUGCACUGUCAAAGUCGACGGUUGAAUCCAAACGUUUUGUAUCCAGCAGACCUUGGCCUGUGGUGUGGUCCUGGGAUGCGUACCCAAGAAGCCGGACUGUCUCAUUUCAGCCACACGGGGGCAAUAGUGAAUGCAUCACAGGGUCGGUGCAACAUCACCUUCCAUUGCGCCUCGCCAGAACUGCAAAUACACGCAGUCCUCUGCGCUGAGCUCCACGAGGAGGCCCAUUUUCCUCUGUCCCGAUAUGUACUCCUGACAUUUACAGAAACUAAGGUAACUGUGAGUGUGUGCGCACCCAGAGCAGGAGUUUAUCGUCUUGCUCUUUAUGGACGCAAACCCCCUCAGCAGGACUACAUGUCGCUGUGUGACUUCAUAAUCAGGAGUGUGUGUGAAAAGCCCGGAGAUCCAUUCCCCUGUGUAUAUUCAGCGUGGGGAAGAGGGUGUGUGUUGCUGGAGCCCCGCACAGGUGUGCUGGCUCCACAAAGUUCAGUGAGUUUUCGCGUGCGGGUACCAGGUGCUCAAAGAGUGUGUGUCGUGGGGGAGAAACGAACGGAUCUGAAGAUGAAUAAGAGCAGAGUUUGGGAAGGUGAGGCUGCCACUGGAAAUGCCACACAACUCAAGCUCGCUGCUGUCACUAAAGAAAGCAACGACAUGCAUGUUCUCAUGACCUUUGAUGUCCUUAACCUGGAGAAUGAACUGUGAACAGAACAGACUUUUGUCUAGAGGACAAAAGGGCUAUGGUCACACUGCAGUUCAAUGUGUUCCAACUGAUUUCUUUUGUUCCUUAUCACAUUUUUGGAUGAUAGUGUGGCCCUCGAUGUUCUGGUUAAUCAUAUAAUAAUGAAUCAUAUAUUGUUGUUUGAGAACACUGCAUAAAAAAAAAAAAAAACUUUUCAUAGAAAUAUGAAAACAUAAGAUAAAUUAACAAGAAGCUAAACUAUGCAAGAUACAUAUCAGACAAGAGUAGAGUACAUAUCUUUAAAUUUAUUUAUUUUAUUAUUUUUUUUUUUUUUUCAUUAAAAUUAAUUAGAAUCAUGUCUGAAAGAAGAAAACAACUUGUCUGUUUUAUCAAAUAAUGUCUGGAAAUCUUUAAUCUGGAAAUAAUGUCAACAAAUAUAUAUAUAUAUAUAUAUAUAUAUAUAUAUACACACACACACACACACACUACUGUUCAAAAGUUUGGUGUCAGUAAAACUUUACUAUAUACACUACCAGUCAAAAGUUUGGAAACAUUACUAUUUUUAAU